Molecule: messenger RNA, 387 nt
Organism: Ceraceosorus bombacis
Lineage: Eukaryota; Fungi; Basidiomycota; Exobasidiomycetes; Ceraceosorales; Ceraceosoraceae
Source: the annotation of a GenBank genome assembly
GGCUUUUCUUUCCUUGCCUCCUGCCGCGCCGCUUUGUACGACCUUUUCCCCCAUUUGUUUCCCACUCGCUCUGACCUUUGAUGAUCAUUGCCGGCUUCGAUGUAUGCUUCAAAGUCCGCAUCAGACUUUUCAUUGGAACCAUGCGACCGGCCAAUGCUUUCUCAACAUGUACUCUUUCCCCUUUCCCAACGUUUCCCUGCAACGGCCCAAGAAUCUCCUUAACGUAUGAUCAAGUCAUCGAUGAAAUUUUUGCAAGUGUACAAUGCUCUCGGAUGAAUCAAAAUUCGUCAUGACCGUACGUUAGCGACGCGAGCAAAUAAGCGAGAGCGAAUCACGUUGCCAAAUGCCAAUGGGUGACCGCGUUGCGUAACACUCGGCACAUGGUUG